AGAUGUAUAUAAUCCCGGAGUUGACCCAGAAAACAGGCACUCGUUUUAGGAUCUGAUGCGGCAGCCUUUUGUCCAUCGUUCCUGCUCUAGUAUGAAGCUUAACCUUUUGGAAUAUACCCUGUGAUCCGUCGGCAGAUUCGCAGCACAUUGACAAACCCAACAUUAUUUCUACUAGCUGCGGCAAAGUCAUUGAACUUUGUUAACAGGCGAGAACAAGGGGAGAAGCCAUUGUGGAGCGCAUGAUGAUGCCCAUGACCCACAGCGCCUCCAAUGGAGCCAUCCACGGGUACCGCAUGGGGAUGAACGGCAGCCUCCAGCCGGGCCCUCAGCCGCAGCACGCCGUUCAGCCCGGCAUGAGGGCCCUCCCCAACGGGCAGAUGAUGCACUACGGCGGCGGGCCCCAGGCCAACAUGGAGGCCGCCAUCCGCCAGAGGCCCAACCUGGUCGGGGCCAUGAACGGCCAGAUGAACGGCACUCCCAUGGGGCACCACCAAAUGGCAGCUGGCAACAUGAUGUACAGCGGCCAGGGGCAGCCACCUCAGCAGCAGCAGCAGCAGCAGCAGCACCCACACCACCCACAGCAGCAGGUACUCCACCAGCAACAGCAGCACCAGCAACAACAGCAGCAGCACCACCACAUGCAUCCGCACCAGCAGCAGCAGAUGCAGCAGCACCAACAGCAGCAACAGACUCACCCUAACCAUCACCACCAACAGCAGCAGCAGCAGCACCACCAACAACAACAACAACAACAACAGCAACAGCCGCAACAACAACAACAACAACAGCAGCAACAACAGUAUGUGGGCACAGGUAUCCCCACCCCACAGCUCAUGGCCAGCAUACACCUGCAGAAGCUCAACACCCAGUACCAAAGCCACCCCAUGGGCCCCAUGAACGGGAACCACAUGGCCAACGGGGUCCAGUUCCGCAUGGGCCCGGCCCAGCUGGCCAGCAUGCAGCACAUGGCGGGGCCGGCGCUGGGACUCAGCGUCAUGGACGCGGACCUGAUCGACGAGGAGGUGCUGACGGCGCUGGUCAUGGAGCUGGGCCUGGACCGCGUGCAGGAGCUGCCCGAGCUCUUCCUGGGACAGAACGAGUUUGACUUUUUCUCGGACUUUGUGAGCAAACAGCAGCCGAGCACGGUGAGUUGCUGAGAAGUUGGGACGUUUUUUCCAGUGCUGGGGGAGAAGGGGGAUGAUCCCCCCCCCCCCCCCUCUCAGGAGGGCGGUGGGCAUGGUAACGGGCACUAAGAGAAGCAGAAGAGUGUGGCAGAAUGAGAGUGGCAACAAAGGCGGAUCGGCGUUGUUUUUUUCUCCUCGCUUUGGUGGCACACUCGCCCUGCCCGGCCUGCCUGUCAAAUGUCUGCGGAGGAUGGGGAGGGGAAGGGGGGGUUGUGAGCAUGGGACCGUGUCCGUUUUUAGUCCCGUAGCUGCGGGGAGGACUCUCUUUUGCUCAGGCUGCAGUUUUUCCAAGUCUGGCUUGAGGAUCGAGAGAACCGCCCCUCUCGCGGCUCCCUCCUGCCUUCUCCCAGGAAGGAUAUGAAUGUAAAAUACAAAGGGAGCAGUUGCCAUACGCCCCUCGACGCAAUGACCAGACUCUGUCCACUCGUCCCACCUCCCGCGGAUGUCGAGUCUUCACUGCAGUUUUACAUUAAAAUGUAUUUAUUUCUGUCGCUCACAGACUCACAAAGUGAGACAAGCCAGAGACUCAAAGAAAGAGAAAGCAAAUGAUAGAACUUGAAACAAAUAAGGUUUAUGGAAGAGAUCUAUGUUUUUAACAGUGAUUUUGAUGAAAUGUCACUUUAAAAAAACUGAGUAGAGGUCUCUUCGGGGGGGUUUAAAGAAAUUGGUUUGGACUAGGCUGUGAAGGUGUGUUUUUCUGAAUAGACCGAUUGAGUCACGGAUAGAUUUUAUUGGCAGCGUCAACAGCUAAAAAAACAAAAAAAAACGAAUGACUUCAUCUUCUCGUCAUCUCACUGGGCCACCAACCUGAUCUCGGCAGUAUCAUCAACCACUUGCUCCUCCCGUUAACAAACAUGGCUGUGACUGGCCUAGUUCGUAGUUCUCGCAGUGGAUGGAGAAGGUGCCACAGAUUCUGCCUUAACCGAGCAGCUGUUUUUAUUUAUUGAACUCCCUGGUCCUUUCAGAUCACGGCCAGACUCAAUCCAUGUGUGACUUCAGGAUGUGGCGAUCAAUAAAGUCGGCCUAGUUUAACUGUGGCCUCUUUUUUGCAUUCAUCACGAAGACCUUAUCUGAGGAAAGAGGGUGGAACAUGCCAAAUGCUGAGAUUAACUAUUGAUGUAGUACCUAUAUACUUGUGAAGGAAAAAAAAAAAGAAAAAAAUGCUUUAUAUCGUGACCCUCUCUUUGCGGUAUGGAGUGAGGACUGGUGACUGCACGGGCCUUCAGCUGAGUCUUGGCUCCUUCAGUAGGGCACACUCUCUAUUGGGGGUCACUAUUAGGUUCUCAAACACAGGACCUCUGCCCAUUUCUGUCCAAGUCAAGGAAACGAAAUGCAACUGGCUCAUUUUAUUUAUCCUCAUAAGAAAUUCAUUUACACAGUCUGGUUUUAAUGUGGUUGGGAGAGAGAAUAGAGUUACGGAAAUAUUUGAUGUGUUGUCAUUUUGUCUGUUGCAGUCAAUGCUCAGUUUUUGACACAAAAAAAACUAAAAAAAAAAAAAAGCCUUCAAGUCAGAUUAAGACAAGCUGGGAAUGACCAAUUUAGUUUUUGUUAGAACUACACUGCUUGAUCAUGUCCAUGUGCGUUGGUCCUUCCACCUGCAGGCCCUGCUCUGGUGUACUCUUGUUGUUGAGUGUAGCCGUGUAGAGGUGCAUGUCUUGUCCAGCCGUGAGGAACUGACCAGAGGGUUGCUGACACUGGACUACUGAAUGAGCAAACCCUCCAGUCCUGGUCAUGUUAAUGUAAUAAUAAAAGGAGCGUUUGGGGGAGUGGUGGGGGGUGGAAAGUGAGACUCGUGCGUGUGUGUGUGUGUGUGUGUGUACACACACCGAGGGUUAAUCUGUUAUUACCUGGAAAACACACAAGCAUGCACAAAAACACACACACACAGUCUUAGCCAGAGGGUCAGCAGAGCUCUGGCCAGCAUUCCUCCCAGUCUUGCUGGGCUUGUAAGCCAGAGGGUUGGGGGAGGUGGACAUGCCUGCAGAGCUGUUCCCCACCCCCACCUCCACUGAUCAUUUCCUGUGGCGUUGGGUGGGUGGAUACAGGAAGUCGUGGAACAGAGUCAACAUGGGAUCCUUUUGAAGCGUGAGCUUGACUCUAAAUGGUUUAAUGGUAGAGAAUGGCUCAGGGCAACUCAGACCCUCUUUAAAACUGCAAACAGAUUAGCUUCGCGCAGUCUUUCCCUCCCUCACCCACACGCUCUCUCUCUCUCUCUCUCUCUCCCUCUCCCUGUCUCUCCUCUCUCUCCUUGACCUCUUUCUCUGACUGACUGAACAUCCACCAUCACCACCACCACCACCAGUGUAGAGAGGUAGGCAGGGCUGUACAGUGUGUGUAGGGUCUGCCGGUAGACUUGCCUUGGUGUCUUGUCUGUGCCUCUGGUGUGGACGUGCUUGAUUGUCGGCAUACUGCAGAAGCAGAGGGCUUUUGCUAUCCUUUCACCUGAUUGUCUUGCCAUAUCUUUGCUGCUUGAGGGGUCACAAAUGGGGUCGCGCCAGCGUACGGAAAGACCGGGGCUUUUGGGAACUACCACACAGCUGGCUGGUUCAUAUUCUCUUGUUAUGUUACUUUUGGUUGGAAGAUGAUGUAUUUAUUUUAAGCAAUAAUAAAAUAUUUAUUUAAUGAAAACAAAAAAAAA
This is a messenger RNA of Sardina pilchardus (European sardine), 3822 nucleotides long. RefSeq names its product Cbp/p300-interacting transactivator, with Glu/Asp-rich carboxy-terminal domain, 4b (gene cited4b). Gene Ontology annotation, molecular function: transcription coactivator activity. The record is from RefSeq and is a predicted model, not a curated record. Gene Ontology annotation, cellular component: nucleus. Gene Ontology annotation, biological process: regulation of DNA-templated transcription. NCBI's taxonomy places the organism in Eukaryota, Metazoa, Chordata, Actinopteri, Clupeiformes, Clupeidae. The coding region runs from base 240 to 1157 and encodes 305 amino acids. The transcript has 2 exons.